CUUCUCCUCGCCUCCCCACGCCUCCCCAUCGCGUGCUUCUUCUCUUCUCUCCAUUCCCGAGCUUCGAUCUUGUACUUGGUGGUCAACAUCUCAGGCUGAAACGACCUGCACCAUUUCCCUGUCAUCCUUGACUCCCCUCCCUCCCCCAAGCGACACUGGCUGAAGCCGCUGCUCACCAGUCCUAUCUGCCUUCACUUUCUCCGACCGUACGCGAGCCUCAUCGAUCGAGCAGAGAUCUCUGCGUUCAUUCUUUCCCCUCGCGCUCCUGUGACCUAGCAGGACUGCCCGGAUUCACUUCCCUCUCUGCGUUCCACUUUUCGGUUUUUGUUGAGGCAGGAGGGAUCCGAAAAAAAACGUCAUAAGGUCCUCUCGCGCCUUGCUCCGCGACCCGGUCUCUACGACCUCCCCCACCCUCCCUAGGAGGCUUUCUCCUAGUUUCUUCAGCCUCCUCAUGAUUGCCAGUCUUUCCGAUCGUCAUCAUGGGGAGAAUUAAGAAGGCGGCGAGCCAGAAACACGAGGCUACGAUCUCUCCCUACCUGUCAGAAUUUGUAACCCGUGCCACGACUGUCCCAGUUCCAGAGCUUCCUUCACACCUCAACACCUUUUCUCGCAUAUGGCCAUUCCCCAGAGGUGACCUGUACCACUGGAUCAACGUCCUGAACCGCUUCGACGAGAUUCUAGCGUCUGUCAUCGAGAAGUACGCUCUCAACGAUGGCCCCCAGACGAAGCCUUUUGGUAGAGACUUUCUGGUGGAGUCCUGUAUUCAAAGUGAGAGUACAGCAACCCCUCAGGAUGUCGAUACCAAGCUAGCUACUCUUGGGUAUGGUGCGGAAGGAGACCGGGAGCUUCUAGAGGUUAUCAUAGACUUCUCCAGGCUGCUGCUGGAGAAAUGUGGCAACCGCAGUUUGUACAGCAGCAGUGAACGCCUGGGCGAACUUCUGAACACCACCUCACUGUCCCUUCUUCAGUCCACCCUCCGGCUGUCUCUCUGCUUGGCGCAACGGUAUCAUUCUCGCCAGCGGGGUGGAUCUCACCUCCAGCAGAGCUUGCUAGCAGCCCACUACAAUAUCGACUUGGAGAAGCUACAGAAGAUCGCCGCGCCGUUUCCCCGCCCUUUCGUGCUCGGCAGAGCGGCCGCGUCGUCGCCGACCGCAACGACUAAGCCGAAGGAAAAGGGACCUCAGACCAAACACAAUGCCAAUGAUAUGUCUUCGCUUGUGCGAGAGAAGGAUGGUUGGGACGAGUGGGGUAAUGUGCGCCUGCUUUACUACCCUUCUGGCGUGCCUGAACCCGUGAAAAAUGCUCCAGAAGUUGGGGCUAGCGGACCAUCGGCGCAGCCUACCACACCAACCCCUCUACGCAGAAGUCACACUCAACCUACCCCGCGCUUGAGCCGUAUGUCUACUGCUGAAGAUUCACCUACCUCUGUGGCCGGUACUCCCGGGAAACCCGACGAGGGGCUACAGGGUGGAAAGACUCUCGACAUUCCCCACUCCCAGAUCUCAUCGUCAAAGCCCGAGGAUCUCCUUGCCUUGCAUGCAGACAUACCGGAUGACUCGAAGUAUGAGCUUCUUCACAGAAUCCGUACAGCUUAUGGGUUAGCGACGUCUAGCUCAACCCGGGAACAAAUUCUGGCGAUCAAAAUCUUGGCCCUUACCAAUUUGGCUUACGUUUACCCCGAGGCUUUGUUUCAACAAAAAGUCCUCCAGUACGAUAUGGAGCAGCCUAAGCGUCUUCAACUCGCCUACCAGCUGGGUGAAUUGGUUCAUCUAGGCGCUAGCGGUGAUCUUCAGGUUUCACGGACUUUGCAAACCUUGGCAAUCCAUGCCCUUGAUGCUCUUGCAAAACAUAAGGCACGGGCAAUUGAUGUUUGUGCUGCGUUGAGCGUCAAUGUGAACCAUGGUGUGCUUAUGUUCCUAACCCGGAAAACGGUCAAUGAGCUGGGCUCAGAGGACGGUGAUGGUGAUGAUGGUAGCCAGGACGAGUGGCGGGACGCUUUGCUAGCUCUGUUGCGAACACUUCCAGGCUCUAGUACUAGAACUCCGGAGACCCUCGUUUCUGCUGGUUUAAUCCCCAUGUUCGUUGACGUCUUGAACCUCCGAACGGAGAAGGCCCGUCGAGUCUAUUCUCGCAUCAUGGAGUUUCUGGACACCUUUGUUCAUGCGGUCCGUGAUGCGCUUGGAACCCUUACCAAUGCCAAGGGAUUCGAUGCAAUUUCUGAUCUAAUAGAUUUCGAAACCAAGUCCUCAUUCGAGAGUGUGUCCAAGGGGGCUGGAAUACCCGCCCAGCACAAGACGCCAUCUAUUGACUAUCAGAUCCCGUAUUUUCAGCAACAGACAUUGCGCUGGAUGUUCCGGUUCGUGAACCAUAUCAUGCAGCACAAUGGCGGCGGUUUUGACCGGGUUCUUCGGAACCUGAUCGAUUCUCCCCAGCUCCUGACUUCCUUGCGCCUGGUGCUCGAAAAUGCUCGGAUAUUUGGUUCUCAUGUGUGGAGCAAUGCGGUCAACAUCCUUAGCAGUUUCAUUCACAACGAGCCUACCAGUUAUGCAGUGAUUGCUGAGGCUGGUCUGAGCAAGAGCUUUUUGGAAGCCGUGACUUCGUCUGAGCUCAAGACCCCAGAAAAGCCAGUUGUUGAGACGGAAGAUGCUCAACCUGAAGGCGAAUCCUCUAAGCCAGCCGAUACCGGUGCCGCCGAGAAAUCAGCAGAUGAUGGUCAAAAGCCUCAGGAGUAUCCCGUUGUAAGGCCCAAGGAUGUGCGCUUGGCACCUGGAAUCAUGUCCGCUGCAGAGGCCCUCUCAUGCAUCCCUGCCGCCUUUGGUGCUAUUUGCUUGAAUGCUUCCGGACUCGAUCUUUUCAAGUCGUCCGAUGCUCUGGAGAGCUUCUUCGAGAUAUUCGAGAAUCCCGAGCAUGUAAAGUGCCUCAAAGAUGACCCCAAUCUGGUCCGCACCCUCGGUACCACUUUUGACGAAUUAGUCCGGCAUCAUCCAGCCUUGAAAUCUCACGUGAUGACUGCCGUCAUCGUGAUGGUUGCGCGUGUUGGGCUACUGUGCAGAACAAAGGCUUGGUCAUCCGGUAUGGGGGCGAAGUUAUGGACAGAGGAUACGCAGGGAAAGCCGACCAUUUCUGGUUCUACCUCUCACUUGUUGAAGGCAAUCGGCGUUGACCAUGACGAUCAGCUCGACAAUGCUUCCACUUUCGGUGUCCCCCAAUUGACAUCCAGUCUGCUCCCCAACGGUGGAAAGCUGCAAAUGGGCGAUCUAGACCAGAUCCUUCCAUCCUCGAGUGAUGCUAUUGAGCCCAAGGAUGUGGACGCAGCUGGUCUUACUGCUACUGAUUAUCUGUACCCGGUUGUACGCUUCUUGGGGGCUUUCUUUGAAAACCAGUCCAACUGCCAGUACUUUAUUGAAUCAGGUGCUGUUGAGUUCGUGUUGGACUUUGCAACUCUACAAAGCCUUCCUUUUGACUUCCAUAAUACUGAUGCCAACCAGGAAUUGGCUGUUCUUGUGCAUAUGCUGGCAGAAACGAAGCCUCACUUGGUCGUGCCUUCCCUCGUUCACCGAACAGAGCUGGCUAUCGACAAAGUGUCUGCUUUCUGGAAAGAGCCUGAAUACUUAGGCUUCUUUACGCCUUUGAUCAAGCCGACUUCCGGAAAUGCGUCCGAAGAGAAGGGCAAAGAAGGUCUCAUUACCUCCAAGGAGAGAGGGACAUACUUCGCCAAACAUAUGGGAGCUGCUCUUAUCCUAACUGACUUCCUCCGUGAGAUCUAUUCCAUGCCAUUGUACCAGACUCGACCUAGUCAGCAAACUUCCGCUUUUGCACAGGUGAAUCUAGCCGAUCGUUAUCGCUCUCUCGUCAAGAAGCUGGGAGGUUUGCAUGCGGCAUGUGUGUGGGAGGAGAUACUACUUGAAAAGAACAUCCCGGACACUUGGGAUCAGGCAACAAAGGUUCAACAGUCCGGAACUACACCCGAGAGAACUAGCCUUGCUCCUACCAACCUGAACUCGGAAGGAAGUGCAACUGUUGCUGGUGCUGCCAGUGCGGAGACCCCUAGAGAGAGUACAGUUGCUAGCGAUGCUCCGCAGCCGGGUGUGGCUCAGGAGCCUAAGGAGACCAAAGUCCCGGAAGAUGGCGUAGCAUUCAAAAAUGUCCAGGCUCUUCGGUAUCUUCUUAGCUCGCUACCCUCAUCGAUCACGGGAUUUUUCCACAACCUGGGACUUGGUCUCAUCGGCAAACGGAGAAUCGAUCUGUACCAGAAGCAAAACGCAACUAUGGUAGCGGAGGCCAUUGCACAAGCUGUGAUCGAGCAACUGCAGUUCCAACCUCCAAACUCAAGUGAUAGUGCCAAGCUUCGUUUCGCUUACCUUAUUGUCAUACUUUCUUCGUUCUCGCAUCUUCUGUUCGAAGCUACUGCAGAUCGUCCCCACUCGCAUUACCUGACGCUGGUCCUGUUCGCCUUCAAGAGACAAGGUGGACUCAAAGUCAUGAGGGAUAUCUGUGAGCUCUUUGUCCAGGACGUCAAGGCUCUCACACCACCGGAAUCUGUUUCGGACUCCGAAAAGGAUGUCUCGGCGCGACUCACCUCUGCUUACGGUGGUAUCAAGAUCAUCCUCAGCUUCUUCUCUGAGCUUGCUUCGGGCAAGAACAUUGUCGACUCCAGCCAGACACAAGCCAUGACGAGCAGUGACCGGGAGCGCGACCGACCCGACUACUUCCAGCCUGGCCAAUUUUUGGUGGAUCUUCGAAUGGAAAUCCUGCCGAUGGCCCGAGACAUGUGGAAUUCAGAUUUCGCUGCCCAGUCCUCCAGCUCUGUUGUCAAGUGCUUAGUUGAUAUUUUGCGUUCAUCCCUUGACGGUGAAUAUGAAACGGGAGCUGCCCGGAGUUCGGAAUCCGCCCCCAUGUGGUCUGAUGUCCCAAGGAGGACGUUUGGUAUCAACAAGGAUCGCUUGGGCACUUUACUGGAUAGAGGCUUUGAUGCAGAGCUCGCGAAAGAAGCGCUUUACCGCUGCAAUAACGUCUUUAUCGCCGCUGAAGAAUAUUGCAGAGCUCAAAGCUGGCUGCGGGCCCCGGAAAGGGCCGAAGCUCCUGCCAAUGAUAUGGAACAGGUUCGGCCUACGGCCUCUGGGGCUGAGGCUUCGGAUGAAGCUCUCGGGGACGCUCCUCAAUUUGACAGCGGGUUCCUUGAGCGUUCUGCUCUUGCCAUGCUGUUAGCACAAGCUUCGGGCAGAUCAGGCGAGGACGGGUCGCGCCAGGAACAAGGUCAAGGCAGAUCCGAGGACAGUGAAGUUAGACAUGGCACAGAAUUCUUAGCAAGAGCCUUGACUCAUAUCCUCAAUGAUGAGCAUGGCCCAGGGGAUGAGCACGACGAUUCCUCAAGCCUUGCUCCUCGAAACCCCUCGGCUGCCGGUGUUAGCUCAUCCGAGCCAUCUGGUCAGACAGCAAACCAGUCCACAGAACAACGCUCUGAACAACCAGCAAGGCGACGGGAACUAACAACAGUUGAAGACUUGGACAAGGAACGUGAGACGGUCCGCUCCAAUUUGAUUGAGCGUUGUCUGGACAUCCUGAAUGAGCACCAUGACGUUUCUUUCGAGUUGGCCGAUUUGAUCGCAUCUGCGACGAGGAGACACCGUGAUCCCGAAAGCUUUAGAAGGGAGGUCGGUGAAAUUCUCGUCCAGUCUCUGGUCUCCCUGCAGAUGGAGAACUUCCAAGCAGCUGGCAAGAAGGUGGCUGCUUAUGCCCACCUUCUCGCCUUGGUUGUCCAGGACCGAGACAUGUACACCGCGACAUUGGGCGAACUCAAAGAGUGCUUUACGACUUUCCUGGGAUUCAUUCAAGUGUCAAACGAAAAAACGGCAGACGAAUCAUUCCCUUGGAUCGGCCAUGUGUUGCUUGUCCUGGAGAAGUUGCUUUCGGACGAUGCCCAGCCGCCUCAAAUUCGCUGGAGUCUGCCUGAUAAUGCCAAUCCAGAAGAUGAAGGCCCGGCUCAUUUAGAGGAGUCCCUUGUGUCCCAGGACCAGAAAAUGCAGCUUUAUGAGGCGCUAGUCGAAAUCCUACCUCGGAUCGGCAAGGACGAUACAUUGGCCCUCUCGAUUUGCCGGAUUCUCGUUGUUCUCACUCGAAGCCGCAGCAUCGCCGUGCGUUUGGGAGAAAAGCGAAGCUUGCAGCGUCUUUUCGUCAUGGUCAAGCAAUUGUCCAGUUCCACGAAUGAGAAACUCCAGGGCGCUUUCAUGUUGAUCUUGAGACAUAUCAUCGAAGAUGAGGAUACGAUUCGGCAGAUCAUGAGAAGUGAGAUCGUUGCCAACUUCGAAUCGAAAUCAACCCGACAGGUUGACACAACCGGAUAUGUUCGUCAGACUUACCACUUGGUGCUCAGAUCGCCUGAACUAUUCGUGGAAAUUUCCAAUGAGAAGCUGAAGUUGCAACGAUAUGACAGCCGGCAGCGGCCCCAGAUUCUUACCUUGAAGUCUAACAAGAAGAAUACCCCGCCAGACGCUCCGACGACCAAGGAAGAGGCUGGUGAUUCAAGCAAGACCGAGGAGAACCAACCCAGCGGUGCAUCUCCUUCUGAGGACAAGGGGAAGGGCAAGGCCACUGAUCUGAAGCCACCUGUAGUGGAAAAUCCCGAUGGUGUCAUUCAUUACCUACUGUCUGAACUUCUGUCUUACAAAGAUGUCGACGAUAAAGAAUCCCCGGCCGAAAGCACGGAGGCUCCUGCUCUUGAGCAAUCGGAGACACAAACUGAUGUCGAGAUGUCAAUCGAUGAACCCUCUCCAUCUGUCGCUAGCACUGAUGCGCAGGGUGCACGCAACUCCAAGAAAUCAGACAAGCCAACAUUCAAAGCAGAUGACCAUCCGAUCUAUAUCUAUCGGUGCUUCCUCUUACAGUGCUUGACGGAGCUUCUCUCAUCCUACAACCGAACGAAGGUUGAAUUCAUCAACUUCUCUCGCAAGGCGGAUCCCCUCGCGACUACCCCCUCGAAGCCUCGGUCGGGCAUCUUGAACUAUCUUCUAAAUGUCCUGGUGCCAAUUGGGACCAUGGAACAUGACGAAUCUGUCGCGUUCAAGAAGCGAAGUAACACAUCUGCGUGGACCAUGCGUGUGCUUGUUGCUCUGUGCACUAAGACUGGUGAAUUCGGUGGGCCCGGAAGGCGACGCAAUGAGCAGCCUCUGAAUGAGGAUGAUGAGCCCGAGCUUGCCUUUGUGCGCAGAUUUGUCUUGGAGCACGCACUACGAUCAUACAAGGAGGCGAAUAGCUCGAAUGAGUCCCUUGACGCCAAGUAUUCUAGGCUGAUGUCCCUUGCCGAUCUAUUCGACAAGAUGCUGAGUGGUUACGCUUUCGUGUCGGGUGACACGGCUUUCCCUACGUCCACCAGACCGCUGGCGAAGACCAUGUUCGAAAAGCACUUCAUCUCCGCUCUCACGGCUUCCGUCGCUGAGAUUGACCUCAAUUUCCCGGCCUCCAAGCGAGUCAUCAAGUACAUCCUACGCCCGCUCAACAAGCUUACUCAGACCGCCGUCCUCCUGAGCGAGUCCUCGGACAUUUCCACUCUCGGUGAAGCAGAAGAUGAUGACAUUUCCUCAGCUACUUCCGUCUCUGAUAUGGAUGAUGAACGGGAGGAAACCCCUGAUCUUUUCCGCCACUCUACACUAGGCAUGUUGGAACCCAACCACGAGGAAGAGACUAGCUCCGAAGAGUCGGAAGGAGAUGACGAUGAGAUGUACGACGAUGAAUACGACGAGGAGAUGGAUUAUGAAGAAGAAAUGGCAGAAGACGAUGGCGAAGUGGUUAGUGACGAAGAGGAUGAUGACAUGGGUCCCAUCGAAGGCCUUCCUGGUGAUAACGGCAUGGAUAUUGAAGUUGUUCUCGAUGAUGAGGAUGACGAUGAGGACGACGAGGACGAUGAUGACGAAGACGACGAGUCGGAUAUGGAGGAUGACGAAAUCCUUGCCGGUGAAAUUACUGGUGAUCAUGACAAUGACAGCUUAGAGGAGGGCGAUGAUGAUGAAUGGGAAAGCGAAGAUAUGUCUGAGGACGAUGAAGAAGCUGAAAUCAUGAACCAGUUCGAGGAUGAGCUGGCCGAUAGUCUCAGACAAGCCGAGCAGCGCGAGGACGGGCAACGCUUUGACGACCUGUUCCGCGUUCUCAAUGAGGCGGCUGGCGGAGUUGAGGAUCUUCAGGGUGAUAGCCUUGGUGACAUGCAUGAUGAUAUCGUCGACGACGACUUGGCCGAAGAAGAGGAAGAUGAAGAACUGGACGAACUUGAGGAAGAACUCGAGGAUGCCGAUGACGAUCAGGGAUCUUACCAGGGCUUUGAUGAUGAAGAAGAUAUGGCGGAGCCAUGGGGAUGGGAAGGUGACGAGCAUCCACCACGUGGCCAUCACCACCACCGGUUCCGUGGCACCCAGCCAGCUUGGGCUGCUGUUACUGGAAUCAUGCCCAGUCGGCACGGUAUUGUUCCUAUCCACCCUUACCGUCUUCACAGAACUCAAAUCCCGGCUCGCGGAAACGACGAUGGUACAAAUCCCCUUCUCGUUCGAGCAGACCGUGGCCCUGAGGCGGCUGGUCAACCUCGUGUGCCUGGCAAUGAGGCCUUCACUGACUGGGUCCACGGGAUGGAGCCUAUGCCCAACGGGCGUCUGCUCCCUAUGGACAGCCCUGUUAGCUUCAUGAACGCCAUUAUGCAGGCCAUUGGGGGGCAAGGAGGCCCAGGCUUUGGGGUUAUCACUCGCCCGGAUGGUAUCCACGUCCAUGUCAACAGACGUGCUAUUGUGCCAAACCGUAUCCAAGACAUUUUUGGGCUCGGUAGACAGCAAGGACCGCCGUCUCGAACCCGUGACGACCCCUCUCAGGCCGUGAGCUUUGCUCUGGCAACUACCAGAAGCCGUUGGCAAGAGGAAGCUAAGAUCCUGUUCAGCACCACAUUCGUUGAGAAGUCUCAGCGUGUGGUCAACUCUCUGCUGAAGAUACUGGUGCCUCCUGCGAUGGAAGAAGAAAAGUUGCGGGAGAAGCAAAUGGAAGAGGAGCGCAAGCGGAGAGAAGAAGAGCGUGCGGAGCGCGAACGUCAAGAACGUAUUGCCAAAGAAGAAGAGGAGAAGGAGCGGAAACGUAAGGAAGAGGAAGAGAACGCUAGGCGACAGGAAGAAGUCGAGCGACAGGAAGCGGAACGGCAAGCCUCGGGCAUUGAGACUGAGCCCAUGGACGAUGUACAGCGGACCGACACUGCCGAUGAGGCCGCAGCACCGGCACCUGAAACUGAGACAGGCCCGUCGGAGCCAACUCCCCGAGUGCACACUACAAUCAGAGGCCGUCAGCUUGACAUCACUGGGAUGGAAAUAGACCCUGAGUAUCUUGAAGCCUUGCCUGAAGAACUGAGAGAAGAAGUCAUCAUGCAACAGCUUGCAGAGCAACGUUCUCAGGCCGCUGCAGCUGGCGAAGAGCCCAGCGAAAUCAACCCAGAAUUCUUGGAGGCCUUGCCCGCAGAGAUCCGCGAAGAAUUGUUGCAGCAAGAGGCGGCCGACCGUCGUCGCCGGGAACGUGACACUGCACGCCGACAAACUACGACUACCGCAGGCGCUCCUCCCACUAUAGCUGAAGAUAUGGAUGCUGCGAGCUUCCUCGCUACGCUGAAUCCGUCCUUGCGGCAAGCGGUCCUGGCUGACCAGCCCGAUGAGAUUCUUGAAACUCUGGGUCCAGAAUUCGUUACCGAGGCUCGUGCUUUGCCUGGCCGGCGACUGACGCAAUUUGGCGAUAUCCCUCAGGUUGAACAUCGUCACAGACAUGAGCCGGCUGAUGAUCAAGAGCCUAAGAAACAACAGCGGCGUCAAAUCGUUCAGAUGCUCGACAAAGCCGGCGUUGCCACGUUACUGCGUCUGAUGUUCAUGCCGCUCCAAGGCAAUGCCCGCCAUCAAUUAAACGACAUCCUCCAUAAUGUCUGCGAGAACCGUCAGAACAGGAUGGAGGUCAUCAGUCUCCUCUUGUCGGUCUUGCAAGACGGGAGUGCAGAUGUCUCGGCGAUUGAACGCAGCUUCGCUCAGCUGUCACUCCGAGCCAAGCCUUCAUCGGUUCAGAAGACCCCCGUCAAGCGGAAUCUUUCUUUCCAGGGAUCUUCAAACGUCAGCAAUGAGGUGACCCCGAUCAUGGUUGUGCAGCAGUGCCUGGGAACCCUUUCUUUCCUUUCUCAGUACAACCCCCACAUCCCUUAUUUCUUCCUGAGUGAACAUGAUUCUUCGUCAACCCUGAAGCUGAAGGCUUUCCGGAAGGGCAAGGGCAAGGAAAACAGGGCUAACAAGUUCGCUCUGAACUCAUUGCUUACUCUACUCGACCGGAAGCUGAUCAUGGAAAAUCCGAACUGCAUGGAGCAGCUGUCUAGCCUUCUCAGCAGUAUCACGCAGCCUCUUACAUAUUUACUUCGCCGGGAGAAGGAGAAGCAAGAGGAAGAGGAGAAGGAGAAGGAUAAGGAGAAAGAGAAGGAUAAGGGCAAACAGUCUGAACGGACGCAGGAUGAAGAAGCCACUGGGGAGCAGCAGCAGCCCGAGCCAGCGGAACCGGCAAGUGCUGCCACAGAUACUACUAUGACCGAUGCUCCGCUGCCCACAGUAGAGACUACUGCACAAAAUGCGGGAGCCGAAGCCCAGCCAGAAGAUGGCGCCUCAGCAGAAGCCGCCAAGGAAGGGAAAGCAAAGCGAACCGAAGAGGAGAAGCACAAGAGAAGGACCAUUGAACCUCCCGUUGUCCCCGACCAUAAUCUGCAACUGGUGGUUCAUAUCCUUGCAGCUCGUGAAUGCAACGGCAAAACCUUCAGAGACACGCUUUCUACCAUCAACAACCUGUCCGCAGUUCCCGGAGCUAGAGACGUUAUCGGAAACGAGUUGGUCAGCCAGGCUCAAACUCUGAGUACAGUCAUUCUUACCGACCUUGAUGAACUACUUUCGCAUAUUCACCAGGCCCGUACUGGCACCGACAUGCAGGGCUUGGCCUUGGCUAAGUUUUCUCCGGCCAGCUCCGAUCAAGCGAAACUGUUGCGCGUUCUGACAGCCCUCGAUUAUCUGUUCGAUCCCUCUCGGGCGGAUAAGUCGAAGGGAAUUGAGCAGCCUGACAGUGCAGCCAAGGAGGAUGUUCUGCAAACUCUGUACGAAUGCUCUACGUUCGGGCCACUGUGGACCAGGCUCAGCGAAUGUAUGUCCGUUAUCCGGCAGAAGGAGAAUAUGCUGAACGUGGCUACUAUUCUCCUGCCGCUGAUUGAGGCCUUGAUGGUGGUUUGCAAGAACACCACGCUGAAAGAUACGUCGCUUGCCCGCAAUAGCAGGGAAUUAUCUGUGUCCACUACUUCAGUCGACGCCGGCCUGAACAUGGAGAGCCUUUUCUUCAAGUUUACCGAGGAGCACCGCAAGAUUCUCAACGAGCUUGUUCGCCAGAACCCCAGGUUGAUGAGCGGUACUUUCUCGCUGCUCGUCAAGAACCCCAAGGUCCUGGAGUUUGACAACAAGCGCAACUACUUCACCCGCCGGAUUCACUCUCGUGGCGCCGAGCCCCGCCACCCUCAUCCUCCUCUUCAGCUGUCGGUUAGACGAGACCAGGUCUUCCUUGACUCCUUCAAGUCAUUGUACUUCAAGUCAGCAGACGAGCUGAAAUACGGCAAGCUGAACGUACGCUUCCAUGGUGAAGAGGGUGUCGAUGCUGGAGGUGUCACUAGAGAAUGGUUCCAAGUUCUCGCGCGCGGCAUGUUCAACCCCAAUUAUGCACUUUUCAUUCCCGUUGCUUCUGACCGGACUACCUUCCACCCCAACCGCCUCAGUGGUGUCAAUUCGGAGCACCUGAUGUUCUUCAAGUUCAUUGGGCGCAUCAUCGGAAAGGCUCUCUACGAAGGUCGUGUUCUGGACUGCCAUUUCAGCCGCGCGGUCUACAAGUGUAUCCUCGGCCGAUCAGUGUCCAUCAAGGACAUGGAGACCCUCGACCUCGACUACUACAAGUCUCUCCUCUGGAUGCUUGAAAACGACAUCACUGACAUCAUCACCGAGACAUUCGCCGUCGAGACGGACGACUUUGGUGAGAAGCAAGUGAUCGACCUCAUUGAGGAUGGCCGCAACAUUCCUGUCACUGAGGAGAACAAGGAGGAGUACAUUCAACGUGUGGUUGACUACCGUCUUGUGGGCUCUGUCAAAGAGCAGCUGGACAAUUUCCUGAAAGGAUUCCACGAGAUCAUUCCCUCCGACUUGAUCUCCAUCUUCAACGAGCAGGAGCUUGAGUUGCUGAUCUCCGGGUUGCCCGAGAUUGAGGUGGAUGACUGGAAGGUCAACACCGAGUACCACAAUUACUCCGCCUCCUCGCCUCAGAUCCAGUGGUUCUGGCGUGCUGUCCGCUCCUUCGACAAGGAAGAACGGGCCAAGCUUCUACAAUUCGUCACGGGCACGAGUAAGGUACCACUCAACGGCUUCAAGGAACUUGAGGGCAUGAACGGAGUCAGCCGCUUCAACAUCCAUCGUGACUACGGCAACAAGGACCGUCUUCCAAGCUCUCACACCUGUUUCAACCAACUGGACCUGCCCGAAUACGAGAGCUAUGAAACUCUGAGACAGCGUCUGUACACUGCGGUGACGGCUGGAAGUGAAUAUUUCGGGUUUGCAUAAAUUGGCGGCGCUAAUGUCUCUCUUGUUUGCUUGGACGAUGAGUUAUGAUUUGACAUGCUUUCCGCACUCAAGUGUCCUCGCUCUAAUGCCGAAGCAUAUGAUGGCGUUCAACAUCUCUUCAUUUCUAGCUAGUUUGUAUGUACAAUUUGGGGGGAAAGGAUAGGGAUCGCGCCCGGGGGACGACCGGUUGAAGUGCAGGUCAGCCGGCCAGUUCUAUCAGGGAUCUUCAGCGAUCGCGGGCUUUUCGUUUUUUCUUCUUUUUUUGUGUUUAUUUUCCCAUUCCAGAACCAUGUACUUUCCUUCUGCUGUGUCAAAAUUAUUAGAUUCGUUCCUAC
Messenger RNA from Aspergillus heteromorphus CBS 117.55, 12961 nucleotides. RefSeq names its product E3 ubiquitin-protein ligase TOM1 (gene tom1). Bases 480 to 12626 code for a protein of 4048 amino acids. Lineage: Eukaryota; Fungi; Ascomycota; Eurotiomycetes; Eurotiales; Aspergillaceae. The record is from RefSeq and is a predicted model, not a curated record. Gene Ontology annotation, molecular function: ubiquitin-protein transferase activity. The transcript is spliced from 6 exons. Gene Ontology annotation, biological process: protein polyubiquitination; positive regulation of protein catabolic process; proteasome-mediated ubiquitin-dependent protein catabolic process.